AUGGACAUAGAGCCUAAGAGAUCCACAACUGGACGGAACCCCCACGAACACGCUUCGGACAGCGGUCUGGGGUCUAGCAUCAGUGGAUCAAGAUACGGUAAGAACUUGCAGCUACCCGUCUUGGUCUUGGACGCCCCGCAUUCUAACAUUGAAAAAGGCGAAGUCCGCACCCAACUCUCCAGCGUCCGUGAUUCCAUCAACACCUCCGUCAGCUCAACCCACUCAGCUGUCACGCGGUCCUGCUCAUCUCUGGGUGCCACCGAGGGAAAGCAUACGCUCGGAGAGUACGCUUGCAAGAAGAUUCACGACUUGAUCAUCAAGCCUAUCCUCGCCGAGGAAUCACUGCAAGAGUUCCACCCUUUGAUCAAGGAUGUACCGCGACGCAUAGGUGAGAAGAACAUCUGCAACCUUCGUGAUCUCGAGAAGACCCUCAUCUUCCUGGCACCGGUAAGUCUUGUCCAUUGUCGUUCUGAAAGUGCAGAAGCUUAUUGCAUUUUCCGCGGCAUCAAGGAGCUUUCGAUUUCGUCCACCUCGUACCUCCGAUUCUGUGAACGGUCCAUUCAACUCCUGGUUACGACAAUCGGACAUCUCCCUGAACGCGAUCAGCGACUGCCGUCCGACCGCCCUUAUACUAACGGCUACUUUCUCGACUUGAUCGAACAGAUUCGACGAUACGCCGCAAUCAUGGCUGCGACCAGAGAAAAAGAAGAAAAGGGCGAACAGCUCGAUGACCAGGACUAUUCACGGUAUGACCAAGCGGCCGGCUUUUUGUUCCGACGGAGCGCUAAUCAAGCAAAUCUCAGUGACGAAAAAAUCACCCUUCGUGGUGGGCUCAGCCACGAUGGUCAUCCAAUGGAGUUGGUUCGUGAAAAGAACGGCCAGAUUUUGAGCAUUGUGGAAGGCGCUGGCAACCACCGCAGCUUGUCCAAACGUGGACUACCUGGUGAUGAGAUGGAUGAGGACGAAGUCACCCGCUCGAUGGCCCGAAGACGGAAGUCGGAGAAACCCGGAGACGUCAUCCAUACCUGCCGUGAUUGCAAGAAGGACUUCAAGCGCCCGUGCGAUCUUACCAAGCAUGAGAAGACCCAUUCUCGGCCAUGGAAGUGUUCUGAGCCAAAAUGCAAGUAUUUUGAUCUUGGUUGGCCCACCGAGAAAGAGCGUGACAGGCACAUGAAUGACAAGCACUCGGCUGCCCCAGCCCAGUACAAGUGUCUUUAUCCACCAUGCACGUAUGCGUCGAAGCGAGAGUCGAACUGCAAGCAGCACAUGGAGAAAGCCCACGGCUGGGAGUAUGUCCGCUCCAAGAACAACGGCCGCAAAAAGAGUGCGACGAGCAAUGAGCGUAGCCCAGCCACCCCACUCACUCCUUUCGUUGGUACCCCUCAGUCUGUCAGUCUGAACACACCCAUGACAUCAUUUGCUCCAUCGCCACAGCUGCCUAUGAUGGGAGACUUUGAUCAUUAUGGCUUUGGGACUCCAGCUUUGAGUGUUCAAGACGACUUCCGACGCGACUCUGUGACGACGAACGGUUCCCACUUUACGUACUCUUCUGGUCACUCACCCACUGAGCCCACAUCUUUUGUUGACGCUGUCACCCCAGAGGAUGUAGGCAUCAACCACAACGAUGUGCUCAACACAAUGGGUGUAAAUUUUAACACGGGCUAUCAACAGCCCACACCAGCUUUGAGCACGGGGUUCGACUUUGAACCUCUGCCUUUUACCACAAAUAGCACCAUGCAUCCUGGGUUUGCGCACCUUUCGCCGCUAGCCCAGCCUGAUGUCACCCUUUUUUCUCCCCACAUGCACAUGGACGAAGGCUAUGGCGACGUGGACAUGGACAUGAGCACCUUCAGCCGUCCAACUGAGGACUUCACCUUGUUUGAUACAACGCCCGCCACCAACAUGCCGCUCAAUAACACUGUAAACUUCUUCCCUGAUUUCAGUCAGUUGGGAGGACAGUUUGACAACCUGUACACCGAACCCACCACCACGCUGGACGACUUGAUGGGCAACUACGGAGAUCCGCAAUAG
Molecule: messenger RNA, 2031 nt
Organism: Plenodomus lingam JN3
Lineage: Eukaryota; Fungi; Ascomycota; Dothideomycetes; Pleosporales; Leptosphaeriaceae
Source: RefSeq, a predicted model, not a curated record